This is a messenger RNA of Gymnogyps californianus (California condor), 1357 nucleotides long. RefSeq names its product testis expressed 264, ER-phagy receptor (gene TEX264). The coding region runs from base 192 to 1178 and encodes 328 amino acids. The record is from RefSeq and is a predicted model, not a curated record. Gene Ontology annotation, cellular component: replication fork; autophagosome membrane; nucleus. NCBI's taxonomy places the organism in Eukaryota, Metazoa, Chordata, Aves, Accipitriformes, Cathartidae. Gene Ontology annotation, biological process: reticulophagy; protein-DNA covalent cross-linking repair. The transcript is spliced from 6 exons.
AAGAAGAGCCAAAAAUACCCUCUUCUCCUCUGGGGCCGGCCGUCUUCAGGGCCCUCGGGCUGCGUGUUGGACUGGCAGCUCACGGAGAUUCACCAAAACCAUGAUUUAAACGUGGCGGAUCCCGCACCCCUGUGGAUCAGAUGUCGUGAACCGUUUCUGGGCUGAGCUGGUUUUUCAGUGCAUCAGGAAGCAUGGAGCACCAAGCGUCCAUCAUGUCUGACUGGGUGCUGCUUGGGCUGAUUGCGGUGCUGGUUGUGCUGCUGCUGCUGACCGUCUUCGGUUUCGUUGUCUACUCGGGGCUCUUCACGGAGGUGGUUGUGAGUGCUGGCUCCCCGCCUGUCGGCAGCAUCACGCUGGCCUACAAGUUCAGGGUAGGCGCGUAUGGUGAAUCCGGGCAGCUUUUCACGGACGGCUGCAGCAUCUCUUCGAAGCUCUGCUCCAUCGGCGUCUACUACGACAACCCUCACACGGUGCCUCCAGAGAAGUGCCGCUUUGCCAUAGGCCGAAUCCUGAGUGAGGGAGACGCAAAGCCAUCGGGAGAGCAGAUCAAGCGGUUCCAGAAGUAUGGCUUCAAGAUCUUCUCCUUCCCUGCUCCCAGCCACGUGGUCAUGGCGACCUUCCCAUUCACUACGCCGUUGUCCAUCCAUCUAGCAGUCAACCGUGUCCACCCAGCCCUUGACACCUACAUCAAGGAGAGGAAGCUGUGCGCCCACCCCCGGAUCGAGAUCUACAAGGAGGACCGCAUCUACUUCGUGUGUCCCCUCGCCCGCCAAGGGGACUUCUACGUGCCUGAAAUGAAAGAACUGGAGAGGAAGAGCAGGGCUGCUGCAGCUGAGGCCGAGGAUGCCCAGACAGACAUCACAGGGGCUGACACCAUGAGUGAGACGAGCUCCAUCAGCAUGGAGGCCACAACCGACAGCAGAGACACCUCGGUGGCCACCUCCAUCCUGCUGCCCUUCCCAGCCAGCCGUGGCCGGGAGGAGGCGGACAACCGCAGCGAGCACAGCUACAGCGAGUCAGGAGCCAGCGGCUCCUCCUUUGAGGAGCUGGACCUGGAGGUCACCGGGGACGGGGAGGGAGCCCCAAGCCUGCUGCCCGACAUGGGCUACGUGGGCAACCAGGAGGUCACAGACAAGUGGACCAAGGAGCCCAUUGCUGCUGAGAGAGGGGAAGAGUGAAGCAGAGACCUGGCUGCCUCAUCUCCCGCUGGGGUCUAAGUUACUGGGAACCGGUUGCCUUUCCCACCUCCUUCCUCUCCAGCCAAGAGAUUUUGGUCACUGAUUCCCGCCGGGACCCGCUCUCCCUCUUUGCAGAAAGGGUGUCUGACCGUUUUGGGGAUGCCGGGAGGCGGGGGGGU